AGUCUGCUUGUUUGCCGUAAUCAACGCUCCAAAAAUGGCCAAAGCCGGCACAGCUUAUACAAUCUCCAAAAGCCGGCUUUCUCACACUCUUUCUUGUGAAAAAUAUUGGUCAUUGGCCAAUCCAUACGACCAUAGCAGACUAGCUGUGCUGGUUCUUCAAUACAAUUGUCUUCACAAGACAAAAAAAAAUGAACAUGGAUUAUAGGUUUGCAAUGGACCAGAAGGAUAUGGUUUGGUUAUUGGUUGCCAGUGUUGAUAAUUUCACCCAAGAGCGGUUGAUUAAUAAAGAACAGAGAACCCAACACAAAGAACAGUGUGCAGAGAGAUUGGCAACUGAAGAUGUAAGCUGUGACAAAGACACAGAGGUUCGGUAUUCGGAUCAAGCAGUAUUAGCAAAUUUGGACUGGGGAAUUGAAGCCCUUGAAGAAGCUAUCAACACUUCAAAUAUGGAAACUAGGCUUGCAAGAUUGGAGUAUGCUGAGAAGAUGUUGCAAGUGUGUGCCUUAUUGAACUCUAAUCAGAAAACUGCUGGUGUUCCUAAUUUCUACCUCUCUGCUUGGGCUCAUCUCAACCUUGCAUACAUGUGGAAAUUGCGGAACAAUGUUCAUAAUGCAGCUCUUCAUAUGCUUGAGAUGUUCAUCAUAGACCCUUUCUUCUCGCGGAUUGAUUUUGCUCCUGAAAUUUGGAAAGUCCUGUUUCUUUCACACAUGAGCUCCAUUGUUGGAUGGUAUUCAGAGGAAAGGCAUAGGCUAAUGAUGGAAGUAAUUCCUGACUGCGCGGAUAUGUCCUAUACAGCUGAUUUGGAUCGAUACUUCAAUGAGUCUUUGAUGUUUUCCAUGGGGCCAGAAAAAUUGGAAAAAUUGCAGAAGCUAGAUCAGCUUUAUGGAGAAUCAUUGGAUGAGAAUACACGGCUUUUUGCUAAAUACUAUAAGGAUUGCAUGAACUCUGAUUCAAACUCGAGCAAGAAGGUGGUUCCAAUGUUGCCCAUUGCGGAGCCACCAAUGACUCCUUUGCAUGAAGUCAGCCACUCAAUUCCAGAUCAUGUAAAAUUUGGUCCUAUCUUGCCUAAGAGUGCUGGGUUUUCCCCAAUUAUUAAAUCUAAGUUUGGUGAAAGAGAAACAAGAGAAGCAAGCAGAUUAAAUCUAGGUUCUACUGCGUCCCAGAAUCUGAAGGAGUCCACUAGAUGGGAUCCUCAGGAGGGGUUGCUUGAUGAGAAUGAAGAUCAAGAUGAAGAUGACUCUGAAUAUGAGCCUGAUGAUGGUUAUGUGGAUUCUCACUCUGACGAUAUACCUAGCAAAAGGGCAUCUCCUAGUGGCAUGAAGAUGGCUGAGGAAAAGGAAACUGGGCCUAAAGCACAGACAUCUAAAAUGAAGAACCAAAUACAUUCUGCUACAUUCUUUUCUCCUAUGGAUUUCCCUACAUCUCCUUCUCCAACUAUUUUAUCUCCAAAACCAGAUGUGCAAUUUAAAAAAGAAAACCCUGUUUUGUUAUGCUUAUUAUCCCGCCAUAUCCCAGAUUCAUCUGUUUCCAGCUCGUUGCCUUCAUCUCCACCUGUGAGGAAUGAUCACAGCUUCAACUCAGCAGACUCUGAUGGUGAAGUCAUAGGAAAGCUGAAAUUUCGAAGAAAAAUCAAUAGCAGAACACGGAGUUUUGACAGUGAGAAUAGCCAAGUAUUAGAAUAUAGUACUAUUCAAGAAGUUGAUGAGGGAAGCCAGAGCUACAUCUCUCUCCCAAUAUCUGAGAAGCUGACUACUCGAACAAGACCACCUCAGGAUUUUGUUUGCCCCAUCACAAGCCACAUAUUUUUUGACCCUGUUACCCUUGAAACAGGCCAGACAUAUGAAAGAAAAGCAAUCCAAGAAUGGCUUGAAAGAGGAAAUGUAACAUGCCCCAUUACACGGCAACCUCUCUCUGCCAGUAUACUGCCCAAAACAAACUAUGUUUUGAAGAGACUAAUAUCAUCUUGGAAAGAACAGUAUCCUGAUCUUGCUCAAGAAUUUUCAUACUCCGAAACACCGAGAGAUUCAUUUAGAUCCUCCACAAAAGAAAUCCGCUUGGCCUCCACUCUAUACAAAACAAGUGAUAUAUCCUGUGAUAAGAGCAUAGAUGACUAUCUUAACUAUAGGAAGAAAAGAUUUAUGCGUGCAGCAGUAUCUACAUCACCAACCAGUGUAAUAUCCCAAGCAGCAGUAGAAGCAAUUAUCAAUAAUUUAAAACCCUAUGGUUCUUGUCUCUCUACUUCAGACAGCUUACAAGAAUGUGAAGCAGCUGUGUUGGCAAUAGCCAGAUUAUGGAAGGAAUCAAAGGCUGAUCCUGGGGUUCAGUCUUUUUUAUCCAAUCCAACAAUUGUAAAUGUUGUGGAAAUACUGUCAGCUUCUCUGAGCAGAGAAGUUCUCAGAACAUCAAUUUACAUACUCUCAGAGCUAGUAUUUGCAGAUGAAGGUGUUGGGAAUACUCUAACAAGUGUAGAUUCUGAUUUUGAUUGCCUAGCUGCUCUGCUAAAGAAUGGGCUAUCUGAGGCUGCUGUUCUUAUAUACCAGCUGACCCCAGCAUUUGCUCAGCUUUCAGCUCAUGACCUUGUAUCCUCCCUUGUCCUGACAGUUUUAGAUGAUAUUCAGUUUGUAAUGGAGCCCAAGGAUGCUGCCAUAGCAUUGCUUGAGCAGAUUCUAAUGGGAGGUAAUGAAUGCAGCAGGUCCCUCAGUGCCUUCAGUGUUAUUUCUGCAAAUGGAAUUCCAGCCUUGGUCAAGUGUUUGGAUAGAUUGGAAGGAAGGAGAUCCAUUGUUUCCAUACUUUUAUGUUGCAUGCAAGCUGAAAAAGAUUGCCGGUGCUUGAUAGCAAAUAGAAUUGAAUUGUCACCUGUUCUAGAAUUAUUUCAUGCUGGAAAUGAAAGUGUAAGAGGCAUAUGUGUAGAUUUUCUCUCAGAGCUCGUUCAGUUACACAGGAGGACAUUCCGCAACCAGAUAUUGCAGAUAAUUAAAGAUGAAGGAGCAUUUAGUACCAUGCACACCUUUCUUGUGUAUCUUCAAAUGGCUCCUGCAAAGCAGCAACCGGCCAUUGCUGCUCUUCUUCUUCAGCUUGAUCUCUUGGUUGAGCCACGGGAGAUGAGCGUGUAUAGGGAAGAAGCUAUAGAUAUAUUAAUUGAAGCACUCCGGAGAAAGGAAUUUUCUGAUUCUCAAAUGAUGGCUCUAGAUGCUUUAAUAUCUCUAUCUGGGCGUCUAACUUCCUCAGGGAAGUCCUAUACCAAAGCCUGGUUACUCAAGAUUGCAGGGUUUGAUCAACCUUACCAUGCCUUGAUGAAGGCAGAACAGCUGAGAAAAGAUGACAAUGAUUUGAUGGAAAUAAUGGAAGAGGAAGAGGAAGCUGCAAGCUCUUGGGAGAGAAGGGUAGCUUUUGUACUUUGCAACCAUGAGAAUGGCUCAAUAUUCAAAGCCUUGGAGGAAUGUCUCAAGAGUGAUUCCUUAGAAAUGGCAAGGUCAUGCCUUGUCCUUGCUACAUGGCUCACGUACAUGCUUUCUACUCUUCCUCAUACUGGUGUAAGAGAUGCUGCUCGCAAGUCCUUGCUUGAUGAAUUUAUAAAUGUCCUCCAAUCAUCCAAGAACCUAGAGGAAAAGAUUUUAGUGACCCUUGCUAUGAAAACUUUUGUCAGUGAUCCAUCUGCACUUGAAGCACUGGGGGUUUAUGCUAAAUGCAUCUACAGAACUUUUAGAAAGCUUAAGAGGAAUUCAUUGGUGGUCAGAGAUAUAAUGCAAGCCUUGAUGAAUUUACCAUCUGUAGAUGCAACAGAGUUAUGGAGUUGUUCUGAAAUGGUUGAGUUAGAUUCAAGCGCAAAUGGUGAGGUUCUGUCUUUGCUUCAUCUAAAUGAUCGACUUUUAAGCAGCCAUUCUGAUGGAACCAUAAAGGUGUGGGAUGUUGGAAAAAGGUUACCAAGGUUGGUUCAAGAAGUUCGUGAACAUACAAAGGCUAUCACAUGCCUCUAUGUACCAUCUUCAGGUGACAAACUAUAUAGUGGUUCCUUUGACAAAACAAUUCGGGUCUGGUCAUGUAAACCUGAGGAAAUUCACUGUAUUCAAGUUCAUGAUGUGAAAGAGGCAGUAUACGACUUGACAGCCAAUUCUAAUGUGGCAUGCUAUAUUUCUCAUGGAACUGGGGUCAAGGUGUAUAACUGGUCUGGGACUCCAAAGCAUAUAAAUUUCAACAAAUAUGUGAAAUGCCUUGCCAUGACUGGGGACAAACUAUAUUGCGGUUGUUCUAGUUACGGUAUCCAGGAGGUUGAUUUGUGCAAUUACACAACAAACACAUUCUACUCUGGUACAAGGAAAUUGUUAGGAAAACAAGUCAUACAUUCCUUGCAUGUUCAUAAAGACCUCCUCUUUGCUGGUGGGUCUUCAGUUAAUGCUAUAGCUGGAAAGGUGUUUUCGCUUUCCACCAAGGCAGUAAUUGGAUCAUUCCCAACAGGAUUUGAUAUCCAACGCAUAGCCGUCAACAGUGACUUCAUUUAUACAGCCACAAAAUGUGGGUUCAUUGAGGUUUGGGUGAAAGAAAAAGUUAGAAAAGUUGCUUCUAUCAAAAUGGCUGGUGGUGGACAUGCAAAAAUUACGUCAUUAACAUCAGAUAUAAAUGAAUUAAUGCUUUUUGCUGCUUCCUCUGAUGGCAGAAUCCAGGUUUAGGCUCUAGACUAGGCUUGUGGUAAAAAUGAGUGUAGACUAUGUUCCUCUUGUAAAUUAAAUGUUCGUAACUUCUCUUUCUUUUUCCACACCUAGCAUGUUUAAGAAUUUAUUUAUGUCGAAUUCAAGGUUGUUGAAAAGAGAUAGAGGAAUACUGUUAA
Messenger RNA from Quercus robur (English oak), 4825 nucleotides. Its product is annotated as putative E3 ubiquitin-protein ligase LIN-1. Lineage: Eukaryota; Viridiplantae; Streptophyta; Magnoliopsida; Fagales; Fagaceae. The record is from RefSeq and is a predicted model, not a curated record. Gene Ontology annotation, biological process: protein ubiquitination. Gene Ontology annotation, molecular function: ubiquitin-protein transferase activity; protein binding.